Syngnathoides biaculeatus (alligator pipefish) is the source of this 3523-nucleotide messenger RNA. RefSeq names its product gastrula zinc finger protein XlCGF57.1-like. Gene Ontology annotation, molecular function: RNA polymerase II cis-regulatory region sequence-specific DNA binding; DNA-binding transcription activator activity, RNA polymerase II-specific. Gene Ontology annotation, cellular component: nucleus. The transcript is spliced from 3 exons. Gene Ontology annotation, biological process: regulation of transcription by RNA polymerase II. NCBI's taxonomy places the organism in Eukaryota, Metazoa, Chordata, Actinopteri, Syngnathiformes, Syngnathidae. Bases 491 to 2092 code for a protein of 533 amino acids. The record is from RefSeq and is a predicted model, not a curated record.
ACUGCAGUCCCCCCUGCAGUCGAAAGAUUAGCUUUUAUCUUGAAGGGGCAGCAGCGGUGAUCUGUCGCUUUAAAUAUUUGUGGCGCAAGGGAUCCGAGGCAAUGGAUUUAUUUUUCCUUCUCGCCAUAUGCGGUAGGAGACUCGAUCGGUUAUCGUAAAUCUUCCUGAAUUUGGACCGAAUGUUGCGAAUCCUUGACGCGGGACGCCCCUCAUCACUUCUUCAGUGGACCAAAACGUUAUUCAUACGAUCUUCGUGUCAGGUUGGAGUCGUCUCGUGCACGUCGAAGCUUCUCUGCAUAUCUGCGUUUAGCUUGCUAACAAAGAGACGCGUUUGUGAUCAACACUUCUCUCAUCAGAAAUCAAUCCAGCAAUAAAGUAUUCUUCUUUCCGCCACCGACUGGUAAGGAUAGACAAGACUGACAUUAAGUGUGCCUAACCCUGGAGAACCCAUGGAGUCACAGAUGACCCAGUCACAGAAAGUGUUGUGAAAAUGUGUGCACGAAGGACUGGAGAGUACGAGGAAGAAGUUUGUGGAUCAAAAAAGGAGGAGGAGCCACAACGUCAACUAAUGGACACUGUGUUCAUUCUGGAGCCUCGAAUUGUCCUACGCAGAGCAGAUGUCAGUGAAUAUCUUCCUCCAGAAUGGCAGCACUUAAUGUACCGUCACAUCAAAGAGGAAGAAGAAGGUGAAGGGGUUCUUUGUAUCAAAGAGGAGGAGGAAGAGUUCCUACACAUGAAAGAGGAAGAGCAGGAGGAAGUCAUCCAGGUUCCAUCCACUGAUGUUCAUUUAAAGAGUGAAGAGGAUGGUCAAAGUGAGGAGAGACUUGGGGCGGAGACUCCAGAAUCAGAAUCAGCUUUCUUGGCCAAGUGUGUAAAAACAGACAAGGAAUUUUUCUCCGGCAGUCGGUGCUACCCUGGUACGACAUUCAAGACAACCAGCAACAGCUCAAGUGAUGGAGAUCACUGUGGAGGGUCACAAAUAGACGAUGAUAAUGAUGAUCAUGAACAAUCGGAAGGUGAUAUGACAUGUCACGCUGCUAACAAAUGCUGGAAAUGUUCUCGGUGUGGGAAAACUUUUGCUUCUAUGAGGAAUUUAAAGCAACAUGUGAUAAUACACACAGGUGAGAAGCCUUUUACAUGCUCAGUUUGUGGUCAAAGAUUCACUCGGAAGCAACACUUAAAAAUACACACAAGAACCCAUACAGGUGAGAAACUGUUUUCCUGCUCAAUUUGUGGCCAAAGAUUUAUUCAGAAUGGAAGCUUAAAAUUACACACAAGAACACACACUGGUGAGAAACCUUUUGCCUGCUUAGUUUGUGGUCAAAGAUUCUCUCGGAAGGGAACCUUAAAAAUACACACACGGACACACACUGGUGAGAAACCUUUUGCCUGCUUAGUUUGUGGCCAAAGGUACUCUCAGAAGGGACAGUUAAAAUUACACACAAGAACACACACUGGUGAGAAACCUUUUUUCUGCUCAGUUUGCGGUCAAAGAUUCUCUCGGAAGGGAAGCUUAAAAUUACACACAAGAACACACACUGGUGAGAAACCGUUUUCCUGCUUAGUUUGUGGUCAAAGGUUCACUUGGAAAGGAGAUUUAAAAAGACACACAAAAACACACACUGGUGAGAAACCUUUUUCAUGUUCAGUUUGUGAUAAAAGAUUCACUGAGAAGGGACAUUUAAAAACACACACAAGAACACACACUGGUGAGAAACCUUUUUCAUGUCAAGUUUGUGAUAAAAGAUUCACUGAGAAGGGAAAAUUAAAAAGACACAUAAGAACACACACUGGUGAGAAACCUUUUUCAUGUCCAAUUUGUGAUAAAAGAUUCACUCAGAAGGGAAAACUAAAAAUUCACACAAGAACACACACUGGUGAGAAACCCUUUUCCUGCUUAGAUUGUGGUCAAAGAUUUUCUCGAGCGGGAACCUUAAAAAUACACACAAGGACACACACUGGUGAGAAACCUUUUUCAUGUCCAGUUUGUGAUAAAAGAUUCACUCAGAAGGGAAAAUUAAAAAUACACACAAGAACACACACUGGUAAGAAACCUUUUUCCUGCUCAGUUGUGGCCAAAGAUUGCUUGUGAAUGAAAGUUUAAAAAGACGAGAAUACACAUGAGUAAGAAACGUUUGCCUGCUCACUUUGGACAAACAUUCUAAUUACAGUAAUCCCUCAUUUUUCACAGUUAAUGGGGACCAGGAACCCCCCCGUGAAACGUGAAAACCAAGAAGUAGCCCAUCCCCGCAACACACGCACUCAACCAUCCCCCCCACCCACACCCCAGGAUUUUUCAUGUAUAUGUAUCUGAGUACCAGAAUGAAUAAAAUGUCUAAAUAGUAUUUAUACUUUACAUAUAUGAGACUAAGAUGAACACAGUCCAUGCAUUGACUUUAAUAUUUGUCAGGUUUAUUACCUGACUUUUGGAAUAGAGCUCAUGCAUGUGACGUCAGCAUUUUCACGGUGCCAUAUUGCCGGUCAAACCUAGCUGCUCUGCACUGUGGGAGCCGUUGGACCAGAGCAGAUUUUCAAAUUGCCCGAGACCUGUUGUGCUGUUGGUUGUCACAACAGAUGAGACAGAUAUUCAAAGAGAUCAUUCUAUGGAAUACUAGCUGAAAAGACCAGAAAAUAUCAAUGGAUUUCGGCAAUUAAACAUGAUGGAUGGUGAUUUAUUUAUGAUUGAGAACAGAUCCAGCAACGAAGUAUUUGCAUGCGUCCAGACUUUUAUACAUUUUCAAACUCUUCCUUGUAAAUUUUGACAAUUUACUCAUCAGAUACAUGUGUAUUUCCAGUUGUCCAAGACAAGCAGAAGCGAAUUAACAGUCCACUUUCUUAUCGCCGAAAACAUCGACUUCGGCAUUGAAUAUGGGUCCUCUUUGCCAAGUGUCUCUCAUUUUUCCAUUUAACUUCAUUUAUCACCUUCUAAAUGUUGAACGGUAUCGGACAAAACUCUGGGUGUCAUGCUUUAAGACGUAUUUUGACCGGCAAUAUGGCGUUAUGUGAUUUUAUUACGUAGCCGCAUGAGCUCUAUAUUAUGCUCCAAAUACAAGGACAAGAAGUCUGUCCCAUGAGGAGAAUGUGAGUGACUAGACAGUAACAGUCUCCAACCCCAUUCUGAACCAGCGUCUCGUGUACUUUUUUUUUUUUUUUUUUUUCAAAAGCACAUGAGGUCAAGAGGGAAAGGUGAGCAAGCAAGUUAAUAACGGUACAUUCUUUGAUAACAAUGUGUGUGUGUUGGUGAACUUGUCCUUGGCCACUUCUCAGGAGAUCAGGAGUCAACUGGUGCACCUGUGUGGGGACUGCGCAUACUGUAUGUGCAAAGAAUCUUCGAAGCAAGGAUAAUACUUUGACUUUGUAGCAAAUCCAUAAUAUAUAUUUACAAUAAUUCUAACAAUCUUUAAUUCUAAAACUUUUGUAAAUCUUUUCUCUCUCUCUCUCUCUCUCUCUCUCUCUCUCUCUCUCUCUCUCUCUCUCUCUCUCUCUCUCUCUCUCUCUCGCUCUCUCUCUCUCUCUCUCUCUC